Molecule: messenger RNA, 2923 nt
Organism: Elaeis guineensis (African oil palm)
Lineage: Eukaryota; Viridiplantae; Streptophyta; Magnoliopsida; Arecales; Arecaceae
Product: glycine-rich domain-containing protein 2
Source: RefSeq, a predicted model, not a curated record
AAUGUUCCUACUUCAAACGUAGAUCUUGUGAUUUCCAUCUGAUGGCUCCAAUUAGGCUUGCACACUACAUUCCCAGUAUUUCAUUUAGCACCCUAGGAAAAGAAUAACAAAGCCUCACCCACCCCACUACAGUACGUACGAAACCACCGCCUUUCCCUUUCUCUCUCUGCUGCUGAUAUAACACCCCUCUCCUCCCGCCGCAGCCCACUUCAUUAAUGUGCGGCACUGGUGUCGGCGCGUGAAUGUUCGCAAAUGGCGGAUACGAAUAUCACGCCGGUCUCCUCCUCCGAUUCGCUCGCGACCCGGAGUAACUACGAGAGCAGCGGCGGGAGCAACUCGGGCCGCCGCGGGAACCCCCGACUCACCCUGGAUCUGGUCACCGCCGGUCGUUGGCACCUCUCCUUCCUCCGCUCCUUCGCCGGCUCCCUUUUCCUUAACAACACCACCGCCAUAGCCCGAUCCAUCCGACGGUAUGAGGAGCUCUGGAUGCCGCUCAUCGCCGAGCUCUCCAAGGCGGCGCCGCCGUCCGACGCCCCGAUGAUCCUUCCACCGGAGGACGUCCAUUGGAUCUGGCACUGCCACUGCCUCCAUCCGGAGAGCUACCGCGAGUACUGCGCCUCGAGAUUUGGGGAGCUGAUUGAUCGGCCGGCGAUAUUCGACGAGGAGAACGAGGAGUACGCCUUCGGCCGGUGCCGCGAGAUCUGGGGCCUCCGUUACCCGUCCGAGCCGUUCGACCUCGAGAUCGCCGAAGAUGAUGAGGGCGGAGCAAGCGGCGGCGAUCUCUUCGCGGCGGUGGCGAGGUGCGGGUCUCUCUACUCCCACUUCUCCGACCCCUUCGUGUCCGAGACCGUGUACCUCGUCUUCGCGAGGCGGAGGUACCUCAACUUCCUCCACAUCUCGCGGCGAUUCGAAGAAGAAAAGGGGCUCCGGAUGGUGCCCACCUCGGAUAUUCUCCUCAUGUGGCUCACCCACCAGAGCUUUCCAGGGAGUUAUGCUAGGGACACGGAGGGGAUGGGGGAUUUGGGACGGCGAGUGAUGGCUUUCGGGGAGGCGGCAGCGGCGGAGGAGGCGGAGGCGACAAGGAGGGUGUGGGAGGAGGCGUUCGACGAGCCGUAUGAGAGGGCGGGGGCGGGGAUCGAUCCGGCGGCGUCGCCGUCGCGGGUGUUCCUCAACUGGGAGGCGGCGGAGGCCGACGUCAACCGGACGUACAAGGGCUUGCACCCAAGAUUCCUCGUGGAGGUCUGUGUAUUUUUCAAAGGACGAUGGCAGGAAAAAGAGGUUAAGAAUUUGGACAAGAAAUUCCUGCGGUUAAGAACUGUCAGGUGUCACAGAGAGAUGAAAAUAGACCAGCCUGUAUCCGAAUCAUCGUCUGAGACUUGGCAGAGAACAUGGCAUCUUUACUGUGAAUUUGGCACCAGAGGCAUUGCACUGGAGUUGCGACAGAAGGAAAUUGGUUGUUUAAGAAAUAGCAAGUUGCUUAAAUCUGUAGUCUUCCAGUGGAAUGACCUGUUGCGGGCGCCUACUCUCACUUUAACAAGAGAGAUAGAGAUGCCAGUAACAGCCAUGACAUCUAUCACACCCCCUGUUCAGGCCCCCUACUUCUUAAAGUGUGUUCCAGAUAGAGUAACAGAUGAUGGCGGCGCAAUGAUUUCAGAUGUGAUACUGAGGAUGAAUAGAUAUCGCCCACAAGAGGGUCGAUGGUUAUCUCGCACUGUUCUUGAUCAUGCUGGAAGGGAGUGCUUUGUGAUACGAAUACGAGUAGGCAGAGGGAUUUGGAGAAGAGGUGCUGAAACUCCAACAGCAAUAAAAUGGGAGGACCGGAUCACAGAAGUAAGAGAAGGCCCAUGGAAAUAUGUGGGCGGCUCUGUUGGCACUGCACCUGGGAAGGUGGUGGGCACCGCGACACCUAAGAAAAAAGAUCUACAAGAGAAGAAGGCAACUUGGUGUCUAUCAACAGGUGAUGUUCUGACAAUACAAUGGGAAGAUAGACUGGAAAUUCAGCUUGAAAAUGAAAAUUCAACUGAAUCGGCAAGGCUGCUGAGAGGGAGGAAACUACGGUAUGAGGUAAAGGAGGUUAGCCCAUCGGACAGGCAGGAUGAUGAGGAAGUGCAGUACUCGACACUUGUUCGAUUUACCUCGGAACAUCCAGACGGAAAAGCCACAGCUCUUCUAAAUUUGAAGUUGUUUGCAGUAGAGUUUUUACCAGAAGAGGAUGCAGUGCUAGUGCUGCUCUUGUGCAUGGCUAUAAUUCGAACCAUUUCAGAGAUCAGAAGGGAAGAUGCGGGUGGCUUAUUACUGCGCAGGAGAGUGAGGGAAGUGAAAGCAGGAACCAGGGACUGGGGCUCGGUAAUUCUCCCUUCGUCUUCGUCAAGCUUGUCUCCCCAUUUACAACCUUGGUAUUGGAAUGCUGAGGAAGUAUUAGCCUCAGCAGAGAUGCAUGAUGGCAGGGAGCCGACUUCUAAGUAUUCCCCUGCUGAUGGCAAGGACCUAUUAUAUAAGCAAGCAAUCAUACCUUGAAGAGACCUUAACUAUAUUCACAAGUUCCAAGCAUCAUCAGGAUGUACUUCAGAUGAGAUUAUGUAUAUUUCUUGGUUCAGGACUCUAUUUCCUUUUCCAUUUCCUCUUUAUUUCUUUAGAGAGAGAGAGAGAGAGAGAGAGAGGAGGGAGAGUUCAUCGUUUCAAUAAUGUGGAUUAAGAUGAGUGGUGUGCCUUAGUGAAGCUCUGUUUGGUAUAUAGCUUCACAGGAUAUGAGUGCAGUCUGGUUCAGUUAGUAGUAGUCUGAUUUGGUAUGAGUGCACUUUAACACAGAUCUAGAUCAAGUAUGGCAAGCAUUUAAUGAUGUAAUGACUAUCUGGAUCAUUUUACCGAGAACAAGAUGAAUAAUAGCAGUAGCGUUGAUGUGGGCUACAUAUAUUUUAAUACC